Molecule: messenger RNA, 6454 nt
Organism: Hypomesus transpacificus
Lineage: Eukaryota; Metazoa; Chordata; Actinopteri; Osmeriformes; Osmeridae
Product: equilibrative nucleoside transporter 2-like
Exons: 13
Coding region: 287-1663 (458 amino acids)
Biological process (GO): uridine transmembrane transport; hypoxanthine transport; guanine transport
Cellular component (GO): basolateral plasma membrane; plasma membrane
Molecular function (GO): nucleoside transmembrane transporter activity
Source: RefSeq, a predicted model, not a curated record
GUAGGUUUUUGUGCCACCUACCAGUAGCGCGAGAAGAGCAAGGACAAAGAUGGAUAUUCACGAUUACACGCUACGUAGUUUUACUAAUCUUAAUGUAGAUAUUCCGCACCACGUGGAGACAUAUUCUCAUUACAUUCUUAUGAUUGCCUUUAUGCUGUCAAUUUGAGCGUUAGCUUCGCUAAUCCUUGCAAGAAAAAUACAAUAUGAAAACAGAGUGACGCGACAGUCGCCAUACAUCAACCAUACUAACGAAGCGUCUAGUUUGCGCGGAACCUUCUAGGACGAGAUGAAAGGCCGGACUGAUGCCCCUCAGGACAGGGGCUGGUUGGUGGGGAUCAUCUUCUUCAUCCUGGGCCUGGGGACUCUGCUGCCAUGGAAUUUCUUCAUGACUGCAUCCAUGUAUUUCAACAACCGACUCAAUACCACAGAAUGGAACAACGGAACGGUCACCGUUCGCAAAGAGUACUACUUCAACAACUGGAUGACCCUGCUAUCCCAGCUUCCCCUGCUGCUGUUCACACUCCUCAACUCCAUCCUGUAUCAACGGAUAUCGGAGAAGAUGCGCAUCGCCGGCAGCCUGGUCAUCAUCCUCAUCCUCUUCAUCUUCACGGCCAUCCUGGUCAAGGUUCCCAUGCAGGAGGACAGCUUUUUCUCCGUCACCAUGGGAACCAUCUGGUUCAUCAACUCGUUUGGCGCCAUUCUGCAGGGCAGUCUGUUUGGCCUGGUGGGUCAGCUGCCUCAGAAGUACAGCGCCGUCUUCAUGAGUGGCCAGGGCCUGGCCGGAGCGUUUGCUGCCAUCGCCAUGCUGCUAGCCAUAGCCAGUGAUGCGGACUCUGAGUCAGCUGCUCUGGGCUACUUCAUCACUCCCUGCGCGGGGACACUGGUGACACUACUGAGCUACCUGGCUCUGCCUCGCCUGGAGUUUGCCCAGUUCUACUUGGACAAAAGUAGGAGCUACGAGCUAGGGGCUACUGCUGGACUGCUCAGAGAGAGUGACGCCGUAGAGAACGGCAAGGGGAAUGGCCAUGCCAGCAGCGCAACGGCUAACGGCGGCGUUGAGGCUGAGGUGGAGGGCGCGGCGGGGGACGGUGGAGGCAGGCAGGCCUUCCUGGACAUGGAGAUGGAGGACAAGAAGCUGUCCGUCAUGGAGGUCUUCAAGCAGAUCUGGGUGAUGGCGUUUUGUGUGGUGUUUGUCUUCAUUGUCACCCUGUCCGUGUUUCCUGCGGUAACUGUGGAUGUUAAGACCAUCUUUCCUGGAAAUUGGGAACGCUACUUCAUUUCUGUGUGCUGCUUCCUCAUGUUUAACGUCAUGGACUGGAUUGGACGCACUGUCACCACCCUGGUUCAAUGGCCCCCGAAGGAGAGUAUUCUGUUCCCGGCGUUGGUGCUCUCCAGGGUGGUGUUUGUGCCCCUGCUGAUGCUCUGCAACGUCCAGACGCGCUCCUACCUCCCCGUGUACUUCCCCCACGACGUGGCCUUCACCGCCAUCAUGAUGCUGUUCUCUCUCUCCAGCGGAUACUGCGUCUGCCUCUCCAUGUCCUACGCGCCCCAGCUGGUGAAGCCCAAAGAUGCGGAGACGGCUGGAGCUCUGAUGACCUUCUUCCUGGCCUUGGGGCUGUCCAUAGGGGCGGCCCUCUCCUUCCCCCUGAGGGCUCUGGUGUAGGCGGCUCCAGCCCUCUGUCUGACCAUCUCCACCCCCUGCAGUGACAAGCCGUGCCCCAACACCAGGGGGAAAUCUGCCCGCCACCAUCUUUCCACCCAAGACAGACCCAGACCUAGAUGGACCUAGUUGCUUUUAGGUUAGAUAGCUUUGGCCUCGACGUGCUGUGGAAGCUAAGUGACUCUGACUAAGAACAAAGAUACCUUUUGUUAUUUUUUAUCUGAUCGUUUGUCUCAAUGUUUUCUGUACACUAAUUUGUGUGCCGUGUUUUGCUAGGUUUAGUUCCGUAGGUAUUAUUUGGUAGGGUAUUCCUUAUGUCUCAUCUUGCUGUACAAGCUUAAGGGAAAAGUUAUUUAUUUUUUCACAAAUGGAAAUCAAUAUCACUCUUCUGAACUCUACCAGGGUGUUUUCCUUCAUGAAUGGAAGAUUUCAUUUGACUGUAUGAGACUUCAUUUUGGUUUAUGAAUUUAGCAAACUGACAUGCAGUAAGUGAAUACAGAUUUAUGAAUUUAGCAAACUGACAUGCAGUAAGUGAAUACAGAUAAGACAACAACAUCAUAUCUCAGGUACAACAUUGUAUCAUUUCUCAAGAUGAGAGUCUUCGCACCUUGUCGAAAGGUUGGCAGUCACCAGGAGGUGGGUGAGCAGGCACCUUCGUUGUGGGCUCGGAGCCUGAGGGGUCCCCACUCCACGGAAUACCCUAGUCGGGUGUAGGACCCGGGUGUCGUGGAGGUGUGUGUGCGUGUGUGUGGGGGGGGCGGCGUCCUGUUGGCCGCAGCUAAAGUAAGAGUCUGGUUAAGGAAGGUUCGGCAGGAGCUAAACCAGGAGAGCACUGUUCCAGGGAUGGAGAGGAGAUGACCCGGCCAGAUGGCGCAGACAGUCCUAGGAGGAUCAGGAGAGGGCGUACCAAGUAUCUGCCUGGAGAGCCGUGUGUGUUUUAAAAAAUGGUUUGUUCCUAAUUAAAAAGGGAGUGAGGUUAACAACAGCCUGUGUCAGAGUUUGUAUAUAAAUGAGAGAUGCCUGUCAGAAGUGGUUGACAGAUGGGUCCAAUGUUGGAUAGCAUUCCAUGACGAGUUCAGACUACGCUACUCUAAUGGCCUGUAAUUAAAAGGCAAUGUAUAGGGUAUUUUUGUCUAAUGCAAGUACUGAGCAAAUCAUUACUGCUGAGAAACUUAACAUGAGAGGACAACCUUUUUGUUUGAGUACAACAAAGCAGUCUGCAUUCAUAUUUUUUAAUCUGCCUUGUAUUUCUCUAAAGACAGCAGAUGAGCUCUAAUCUGUACUCAGAGGUUUUUGUCUAGAACACCUGUCAUGGAAUUCUCUCCACUCCAAUGAGAUGUUAGCUUUUUUAUUAUAACAAAGUUGCGGUGACGGCACUCGGUAUUGAAAGUUUUAUUUUGUGUACAUAUAUAUUUUUACAUUCUCUUUUCAUUGUGGAAUACAGAUCUAUCCACGAUGUUCUGAAUGUUUGACAUUCAGUGAGCGCACCCCUAGCUGCACCUCUCAUUGGGAUUUACUAGUUAAUCACCUAGUAGUACUAGAACUGGAAUUAAAGACAGGAUGUAAAGGGUUGGAUGUCUUGACUCAACCUGUCAUGAGCUGUUUUGUUUUACUCUGGUUUCAGGCUAGUGAGCUUGACAGUAUUCAAACCCACAUCUUCCUUCCGCUGUACACCUGGAACUCACACUUUAGGUUAGGAGAAUGACUCCUUCCAGGUGUUGGGUAUGGCAAUUGUUACAAAGAAAUGGGUACUACUGCAUUUGGAACCGUAGCAAUCUGUUCUAGUAACAUGUUACUUUGACGCAUGUUAUCCCCCCCAAAAUACUCUUGGCACAAUUCUUAAGCGAUCAUGAAUUGGUGUAGACUCUUGUGAGACUACAAAUUUGGGUUUUUAGUAGAGCCUGACUGAUUUAUCGGCGGGCCAAUAUUGGGCAUUUUCCAAACUAUCGGUAUUGGCAUUUAUAAUAGCCGAUAAAUGAAAUGUAUAUAUGUAUAUUUUGCCAGAACAAACGUGAACAAACAUUCAAGUGUGUGUGUGUGUGUGUAUAUAUAUAUAUAUGAACAGUCAGAUAGUCAUAUCAUAAAGACAAUAUUGAAGUAAAAUCAAUAACAAAAAUUAAAAAUAUAUACACAGAAAUAUAUACAGAUAAAUGAAUAUUAAAAAAACACAAUAAAAACGGACUAUAUAUAUAUAUAUAUAUAUAUAUUUUGAUGUUACUCUGUUCUGUGUGACAAUUUUAAAACUGCAUUAUCAUAUUAUUUUAGUAAGGACUCUUAAAUGACUACAAAUAACUAAUGUUAGGGAAAUCUGUUUGUUUUGUUAUGCGUUUCUGGAUAAAAUAUAUAUGUAUAUAUAUCGGAUUUUUAAAUCCACAAAUAUUGUUAUUGGCCUUGAACUAGAAAUGUUGCUCUCCAAAAAAGUGGCAGGUGUUCUGUAUUUUGAAGUGCAGUUGGUGUGAAUUUUGUUGGCUGCCAUACAAGAGUAAGAUAUUGGUUUUCACCUGAUAAAUACUAAAACAUAUUAUUCAAAGUUUUCUCAGGUCUGUGUAUUUAAACCAGUGCUAAGUAGCAAAGGUUUUAAUACAAAGCCCUGAACAGAAAACUCAAAUAAUAGUCUGCGACAUCUGUAACUUUGUUUCGGGCCUUCCCUUUUUGAGACAACAGAUGUUUCAGUCCAGUAUUUUCUACCCCAAAAAAUGUAAAUGGAUUCCCAUUGUUACAAAUAUGAAGAGCUGCUAAAAUGAUUAAUGUUCAUGGACAUACUCGUUUUUUGGUAAAGCGAUGCAGUUGUACAUGUAUUCAUUAUUUUAACCAUACUGACACAAACUAUACACAUGGUUUUUUAACUAACUGUAUUUUUUUUUUCUCGUUUCCCCCCACAAAUCUACCUAGUUUACUGACUUAGAAUUAUAAAAGUUUGCUUUUAGGUUAGUUUAAUCGAUCAAAUUGUGAGUUUUCUUGACUGCAGUGAAUUUGAAUGGUGUACUCUUGAGGGAUGUACAGUAAAACGAGGUUGUGUGUGUGUGUUGUUGGUAUUGAAAGUAUGAACCUUAGGGUUUAUAAGGGCUUGAACCUGUACUGAGCCUGUUCAAGAAGCCAAACCCUCAAGAUGAAACAGGAAAUAUUGGUAGUGGUCCAAUCCUGAGACAUCUACAACGAUGACUUGGCAGUUUAGCAGGGGUUGUUUCUGGAUAAGGCUUGUCUGUGUUGAAUCAGGACUUACGGGAAACCAUUGAGUGACAUAUCUACUUUUGAGAUACAGAUUUGCCAUGCUAUGUUGUGAAACCUUGAUGUCAUAAAAUGCAAGAUGGGUCCCCAGGUGAGACACAGCAGAGUAUUGGAUCUGAAAAGAUGCAGAUUAAGAUUUUUCAAGAACUAGGAAGCACAUCAUUCAGAUGUGAGUUUUAGCCUACUUUGACUGUGUACAGGAAACUGUCUUUACCCGACGAGGAAGUUGGACCAAAUGACGCCGAUAUUUAUUUUUGUUUAUUUUACCACUCAGUUUUGAAUAUGGAUGACAUCAGAAUAACAGUACUUGAAUUAUUAGGUUUGUAUAGUCAGCAAUAGUAUAGAGGCAACUUGAUUGUAAUUAAGUCUGGAAAUUGAUGGCUUUGAUACCUGUUCACGUUUCUUUUUUGUUCAAUUAUAUGAAGCACACACAAGGUUAAUAUAACAUUUCCAUACAAUUGGAUAUACCAUCCUAUAUAGGGGUGAUAGAGCUCAGUUUAGUCUUAAAUGAUACAGCAAAGUUACAUUCAAGACAUAACAUUCAAUGUAGCUUUGUGUUCUUUCUCACAAAAAAGUUGCCAAUGAUCUUGAUGUAAUCUGUUUCGUAUUGUUGUAAUCUCCAUGGAUGCAACCAUGGAUCUGGACUUCUAGAUGGAUAAUGAUUGUACAUUUUUGAUAGGUAAUAAAAUGAUGGCCAUGCAUGUACUGUAUGCGUCUUCAUAUUGUGUGACUGGCUGGACUUUAGAAAUUGAUUUGAUAUAAUAAAAUUUAAAAAUUAUACACGUGUAAUGCAUCUUGUUUUUAAACAGUGACUAAACACUGGAUAGCAGAGCAACAGAGCAAUGGUUGAAGAAAAUGGAAUCCCAAAGAUUUGAAGAAUGUAUGAUUAAAAUUCAGUGUACUUAUGUACAGUAAAACCUCGGAUAUACUACUUCAUCGUGCCAGUGCUCUGCAAAGGAUUGUGGGUCAGAAUAGCCUGAAAAGCAUGCAGUCUUGUGUACUGUGUGGUCUCAGCAGUGUGGCUAUGACAAUCCCCCCAAAAAUGUGUGUUGUUUUUGAUGGUUUCAUUAUAUCCCAUUUAUUUGGAAUGGAUGAAACAAUAUGUAUUAAACUGUUUAUGGUCUCAACCUAUUGAUGAUCGGUACAGGAUUGUUUCAUCAUCCUUUCCAGAUACAUUGAAUCAAAUGUUAGUCACUGAGUUAAAACACAUUAUAUACAGUAAAGAUAACCAAUAGGCUUAGACUAAACAGUUUGUCAUCUUAUUCUCUGUAGAAAAAUACCAGCAUUUAAAAGAAUGUUUUAUCAAUUCAGAUUAAUCAUAUCUAAUGAUGAAAUAAUCAAUUUGUAGUACGUGGUCAUUAAGCUGCAUGUGAAAGGUCAUCAUUUGGGUUAUUAAACAAAUGUCGAUGAACAGACGAGAUGUAUCCCAUUUUAUUUAAUAAAAAAACAGCAGUCAUGUCAUUAUCACCUGUUGUGGCUAUACAGGUAAAGGGGUGUCUAUGGUUAACUGAGCUAGUAGUUGUCAUUCUGUCAUAAGAUGAAAAAAGCAAGAAUGGAAAAAAGAAA